Molecule: messenger RNA, 7184 nt
Organism: Manis javanica (Malayan pangolin)
Lineage: Eukaryota; Metazoa; Chordata; Mammalia; Pholidota; Manidae
Gene: GPR101
Product: G protein-coupled receptor 101
Biological process (GO): G protein-coupled receptor signaling pathway
Cellular component (GO): membrane
Molecular function (GO): G protein-coupled receptor activity
Source: RefSeq, a predicted model, not a curated record
GGGGGGCGCCGCAAGGUGAGGGCACCGCGCUGCCUUAAGACGCCACGCGCCCCCGCCGCCGCUCAGAGCUCGCUGCAAGGCGCGCCGGCCGGACGUGUGCGGGCACCGCCGCCCAGCUCCCGCCGCGUGCCGCGCCCGCCACCUGGGCUGAGCCCGCAGCAUCCGGCGCCUCGAGAAGCAACCCGGACCAGCGCGGCGAGCCCCGAGGGACAGGCACGCAGCUCCCGCGGCGCGACGCCUCUGGCAGCAACAGGCAGUGAGUGCGGUCCGUGCACCCUGUCGCCGUCCGCCAGUGCCCACUCCGUGCCUGCACCUGGUCUUGCGCCUGCCCGCUUUCGCUAUGACGUCCACCUGCACCAACAACACGCGCGAAAGCAACAGCAGCCACACGUGCAUGCCGCUCUCCAAAAUGCCCAUCAGUCUGGCUCACGGCAUCAUCCGCUCGAGCGUGCUGCUCAUCUUCCUCACCGCCUCAUUCGUCGGCAACAUAGUGCUGGCACUCGUGUUGCAGCGCAAGCCGCAGCUGCUGCAGGUGACCAACCGCUUCAUCUUUAACCUCCUCGUCACUGACCUACUGCAGAUUUCUCUUGUGGCCCCCUGGGUGGUGGCCACCUCUAUGCCUCUCUUCUGGCCUCUCAACAGCCACUUCUGUACCGCCCUGGUUAGCCUCACUCACCUGUUUGCCUUUGCCAGUGUCAACACCAUCGUUGUGGUGUCUGUGGAUCGCUACCUGUCCAUCAUCCAUCCUCUCUCCUACCCCUCUAAGAUGACCCCACGCCGGGGUUACAUGCUUCUCUAUGGCACCUGGAUUGUGGCCAUCCUGCAGAGCACACCCCCACUCUAUGGCUGGGGCCAGGCUGCCUUUGACGAGCGCAAUGCUCUCUGCUCCAUGAUCUGGGGGGCCAGCCCCAGCUACACCAUUCUCAGCGUGGUGUCCUUCAUCAUCAUUCCACUGGUUGUCAUGAUUGCCUGCUACUCCGUGGUGUUCAGUGCAGCCCGGCGGCAGCAUGCUCUGCUGUACAACAUCAGGAGCCACAGCUUAGAGGUUCGAGCCAAGGACCGUGUGGAGAAUGAGAACGAAGAGGGAGAAGAGAAGAAGGAUGAGCUCCAGGGUGAGAGUUCAUUCCACAGCCAGGAUGAAGGUGAGGUCAAAGCCAAGGAAGACAACAUGGAGGCCAAAGAGGGCAGCAUGGAAGCCAAGGAUAGCGGCAUGAAGGGCAAGGCAGGGAGAGUGGAGAUCAGCAAGGGGAGCACAGAGGCCAAGGGCAGCAAGGUCAGAAAAAGCAGCGCGGCAGCCAGUGAAGGCAGCAUGAAGGCUAAGGAAGGGGGCACAGGAAUUGAGAGCAGCAUGAAGGCAGAGAAGGGCCGCAUGGAAGUCAACCAGUGCAGCAUUGACUUGGGUGAUGAGGAUAUUGACUUUGGUGAGGAUGACAUCAAUUUCAGUGAGGAUGACAUUGAGGCAGUGAACAUCCCUGAGAGUCUCCCACCCAGUCAUCGAAACAGCAACAGCGACCCUCCUCUGCCCAGAUGCUACCAGUGCAAAGCUGCUAAAGUGAUCUUCAUCAUCAUUUUCUCCUACGUGCUAUCCCUGGGGCCCUACUGCUUUCUAGCGGUCCUGGCUGUGUGGGUGGAUGUCCAAACCAAGGUACCACAGUGGGUGAUCACCAUAAUAAUCUGGCUUUUCUUCCUGCAGUGCUGCAUCCACCCCUACAUCUAUGGCUACAUGCACAAGACCAUCAAGAAGGAAAUCCAGGAUAUGCUGAAGAAGUUCUUUUGCAAGGAAAAGCCCCCAAAAGAAGACAGCCACCCAGACCUGCCUGGAACCGAAGCCGGCACAGAGGGUGGAACUGAAGGCAAGAUCGUCCCUUCUCAUGAUUCUGCCACUUCGCCUUGAAGUUAGUUCUAAGGCAAACCUUGAACUGUCCACAAUGCAGUAAACAAGAGCAGCUUUCUUUUAAACGGACCACCCACAGUCCCAUUAAUGCUAACCCAUACCAUAUCAUUCUAGGCAAAGGUGUUGCACACAUGCUUCUCACCACAAGGCAGAUAGGUACGUGGAAGAGGUAGGAACUAGAGCUUUCCUUUAAAAGUGUGUCCCUCAAAGCACAGACUGGAGGAUUCUGACUGAAAUUUCCACCUCCCCCGACCACCACCAAAAUGUAUUAGGCUCUAACUUUCUUAAAGCAACAAGGGCUAUCCAUUUUGGACCUGUACGUGGUAUUCUGUCUCCCUGAGCUACAACAUGUCAGCUUUCCCUUUGAGAGAAAAGGAAGAUGAUGCCUGUGAACUUAAGGACUUUUAAGUACCCAGGUCAAGAGCUCAGGGGCAAAGGCCACAGCCUGUUUUCACCUGAAAGAAAAGCAAUGGACCAAAUCAUUCAUGGAGCCCAAAGAAGCAGAGCCUGACUGACUGAUGAACACAUGAGCCAAAUUCUAAAGUGAUGAGCCCCACAAUCUGGUGCAAAGACUAUUAUGGAAACUAACACAAAAGGCAUCGUGCAGUUAAAUACAGAUUUUAAGUACAGGGAUCGAGAAAAGUGGAAGAGGAUAAUAGGGCAUGUUUGAAAUGGGAAGCUAGUCCAAGGGAGACAAUAGAAAAAAUAAUACAUCUGUGGAGCUAAGCAGUUAAUGUUUUUCCAUAAAGCCCUGGGUUGGUGAAUGGGUUGGGACCAAGGUCAUUCCAUGUAAAUGGAAAAUUGUCAAUUGACAGGAAACUGUUUUUUGGUCUCCUAUCUAAAUAAUAGUGGGACAGAAACCAUGCCACUAUUUUACAAUUUUCCCUUUGUGAUUGAAUUGGGGUACAAGAAUCCUUCAAAUCUCCUCUGCCAGUCACUUGCGUGUGUGUGUGCGUGUGCGUGUUCCAAAUAGAGCUUUUUAGUCAAACAGCAUUUCCAGACAAAAGAAUUCAACUGCAAGUGGCCAAAGUCCUAUGACAACUCAGAUUGCCAAUCAAGAAUAAUGUGCCCAUUAGAAAUCUCUUUUGCACCCAUGAGAUCAUCAACAAGAAAUGUGAUCUCCACAGGAGAAACAAGUAAGGCAGGAUAAAUAUUUUCCUUCCACAGGCGCACCCAUGUGUCGUUUUCACCUGUGGCUCUCAAUAAAGCCUUUAAGCUCUCUACAGAUGUGGGAGAGAAAUAUGAGAGUCAGAAAUAACAGACAGGAUGGUUUCUCAAUAUCUGGCAAGCAUCUGACCUAUUCCAAACAAUUCUAAAAUCAAAGCCUUCAGGUCAGACAUAUCCUAAUUACUGUGAUUGAACUAUAUCACUUUGGGAAAACUUUACAAUACCUAAAUUAUUCCCAGAGUCAAUACCGAGAAAGAGUUUUCAAAUCCCAAACCCUGAAAUCAUUUUAGGUAGGGAUAAACCUGUGUGUUUCUGAGGGCACAGUCAUAUCCACACAGCCAAGUAAUAUGGAAUCAAGAACUGGUCAAGACAAUGUUUUUAAUACUCCUGAAAAUCACAUUAAAGCAGCACUAGGGCCAGUCAACUGUUCAUGCGGAAAUCCAAUGUAUAUGGGUGGAGGGACUAUUUGUUUGAAAAAUGGUUAAUCAGGUGGUUGUAUAUAAGCAUGGCCAUAUUCAAAGUUUAGCUUCAUUCUUGUAUGAUUACCAUGUCUAUAUUAGAACUCAAAUUUCAUUCACAUAAAUGCUCAGCUCAAUGAUAUUUUCUUUAUCUCUUCCUCCUCACAGAUUGUAACAUGAAAUUCUCCAGGGGGAGAGGUAAACAGCAGUGUAUUUGGGCUAUGAAUAAGUCUGCAUGGGAAUUUAGGAUGGCCAUGUUCAGAAUUUCAGAAGGGAGUGGGGAUAGACCCAAAUAAUACUGAGCUGACCUGUCAACUCAAAACACACAUGAAAAUCUUAUUGAUUGCAACCCCAUUAAUUUGAAACUUAUGAUAAUUCAGAUAAGACAUGGGGGCUGAAGCUUAUUUGCAACAUCAUUUAUUUUUCUACCAAAAUGUGUAAAGUGAAUUAAUAGUCAUAAAUUUAUUACACAAAUGUAUUGCCAAACUCUUGAAUUGACCUGUCCUCAAAGGAUGCCUAGGUGAAGAAAUGGCCUAUCUAUUUUCUUGGGGUGGGGAGGGUAUUAUCUUGAAGAUCUGUCAUGGUGGAAGGAGGUCAAAGUAGCUGUAGCCUACCUACCCUUUGGGUAGAAAUGCUUACCUGGCUAGGAAACAGGAUUUCAAACAUUAAGUAUCUCCAAGUAUUUUGUUGAAAAUGAACUUUUUGUUUUAUUUUUAAAGCUCAACCCCUUCAGAGUGUAUCAGAGAAAAUUGUUUGCCAAAAUCCCAAAUCAAAAUGGAAGCAGAACCUGUAUGAUUGUGGUAAGUUUAUUUAACAACCCACACACAUUCUCCAGUACACCAAGACUCACCAAUUCCCUCUUUAUUUAAAGUUCUUCUUUUUCCUAUUUUAGUAAUGACUCAAAUCAGAUUUUUCAAAGGUGAAAACCUUUUGAAAAUAGGAGACUGGAAAAGAGGACCUUUGAAUUAAGAGCAUUCUGCUUUGCUGACAUUUUCUUAAUGAACCGUAGGGCCUCUAGUGAGCUUGGAGAUAGCAACUGCUUCAAAUUUCGUGCUAUUUUGAAUAAAACACUACCAAUUUAAUGAGGUUUUUACUGCACAAACUGUUUUGUCAUUUGAAAAUCUAAAAGCACACAAAAAAGUCAUUAGCCUCACAGAUCCUCAUUGCAAUAGCUAUCCCUCAAUGUUUUUAAAGUAUGUACUCUUUUGCCGAGGCUACUUCAUAUGUGCAGUAAAAAUCCCAUUAGAGUACAGGGGCCAGACAACCCAGACUUUGAAAUGAGGUGAUUUCCAAUUUAAUGAUUUCCUUAUUUAAAAUAAUAGAGUAUCUAGUUUGCCAAGGAGUGGCAGGUGCUUUGACUAACACACCAAUUUCAACAAGCUUGGGAAGGCAGUAAUAAGGAGCAAGCCCGAGGCUUCCAUGACUUCUAUGAUGCCAGGGUGCAUCAUCUCUAAGGCACCAUGCACGCCAGCUGCUGGGAAGUCCUCUGCACUUCUGGGUGGCUCCCUACCUCUUGCCCUCAUGCCCACUGCCUUCUCCUGCCUCACUCCCCCUCCUCCUGCUGGGCUGACCCUUGCGCUUGAAGUUCUGUGUGCUGGCUCACCCCCACUCAUCCCCUCCAAACCCAGAGCUGACAGAGUCACAGGGACCCAGGGGCCCAUGGAAGCAGGGAAGGAGAGGACUGAAGAAUGGGAGUGACCAGCAAUGAAAGGCAUUUUUCUGUCUCCUUCCCAACUCCAAUCCAAUUUAGAGAUGAUGGGAUACCUACUUCAAAUUCAACAGGUAAGGAAAGUGCCAUUUUUAAUUUAGGAGGAGGUAGGCACCUCAUUUCUUACCAAAGCACCCAAUACCACACAUCUUUAGGGCACACUCAAUCCUUUAGAUACCAUCCAAUUAUUUCAGAAAAAAAAUCACUAAAAAAAUCUUCUACCUAUAAAAUUAUAAGGUGCCUGACAUUGCCUUAUUUUAUACAUAAUUAGCCAAUUAAGCUAGGUAAAGUUAUUUCAAAUGAUUUUUUCAUACUACCUGAAGAAUCAUUUACAAGGCUAAACUAGGCUUUCUUUAUUAGACUUUGCCAAAAUGGUCUUUAAAAUGUCUGAAAUAACACCAUUUGGAAGAGAAAAAUUAUGCAUCAUCUGGUAAUUGGAGCUCUCCAAGAGAAAACCCUCAGAGGUGGUUGGGAUAAAACAGAGAGCAACAAUUUAAAUUACUGGACUGGUUUUUUUUUCUCUCAUAACUGCCCUCCCCCACAUUUUAAGAAAAAAAAUCAAAAUAAGUGUUUUCCCCUCAAAUGUCUUCUUUGUUGCAUUCCUCUUUAAGACAGACCCCAUGUUGCCAAGAGAGGCUUCUCUAAACUGAGUCUUUUCCUUCUAGAGCAGACAAAAGAUUUCAGAAUGAUUGGCUUUAAGCCAGUCACCAAGAUAAGGAGAGAAAAUCUGGUCAGUCCUGGCUUUUAACCCUUUCCUUCCUAAUCUUUGUCUGUCUCAUUUUCUAUGGGCCGGCCAGGUGCUCUUGGCCCCCUCAAAGCCCAUCCAGGAGGAGACAGAAGCAAGGAGCUAUAAAGAGCGGACAAUAGCCGAAAACUCAGCAAGAAAAAGAAACCCUUGUCAUCAAUUCUUUCCAGUUACUUACAAUUGAUCCCUUCCUCUAUGGCAAAUGCCCAGCUUGCCUACAGCAGUCUUCUGCUAAAAGCAACAAGACUGGCUAAAGGAAGGAAAGAGGAGAGCUAAAAUCCACAGAACUUGGCCACUGAUUGCCAGGUCACUGGCAAGUUCACUAGUAAGUAGAAUAAGAAUCCUUAAGGUAAAUGAAGGUUGCCAGUAGGAGUCAAACAUUCCCAUCAUUGCCUCCCAAAGCUCUCAUAUCUCAAAGUACACACACCAAAGGGAGACUGCAGUUAACUCAUACACACACGAGAAGUUUGCUGUGUCUGAGGAUUCAGGACUGGACCUCUCUUGUUCUAAAAUAUAGACAAAAACAGGAUUGGCUUUAGUUUGGUGCUUCAAAAUUGAGUGGAUUCCACCACAACCCCACCUUGCCACUCCCCACCCCUGCUACAUCUGUGUUACAACUUUAAUGUUAAAAGUUCAGUAUUUUUGUCAGUAUCAGUGGUGUAUUUCUUUCUGUAAUAAUUCUAAAUGUAAGCUGUAACUAUAUAAAAUGUAACUGUUCUUGGAGAUAAGGUGCUAGAUAGUAGAUUGUAUGUGUUUAUAGAUAAUGUCAACCUCAAAAAUGGGUAGUACGUACAUGUAUAGUAAUAAAAUGCAUGCAGAAUUCUAUGUGUGACCCACACCUUGUUUAGUUUCUGAAGUAGAACACAGUACAUUUGUUUUUAAAUUUUUAUUUCAAAGUGUAUACUACAAGAUGUAUAAGCUGGCUCCAAGGUGGGAUGGCGGGAAGUGGUGCCUUUCAUUCCUUAAAUCCCUGGUACAAUAUAUGACAGGUGAGAAUAAUGACUUAUUCUGGUACAGUUGAUCAUUAAUGUGAACUAAUCAUUUUGGCUGAAGUCCUCACUGGCAGUUCUCCACACAUUGGGCACUGGUACGCCCGUUUUCCAUUAACUGAAUGCAUAGCAUACAAAAUCAAAAAGACAGUCCUUCCCCCCUCAAAUAGCAAAGAGCCCAAGAUACUCUCUUGGAGUCCCAUUAGCAGGGUGAAAAACAUAC